AUGCAAUGGUUCACUAAUCAGAGGACCAUCUAUGGAAAGGUCACCGCACUUGGGACCAAAACAGGGUCAGCUGGCAGCACACUGACAGAAAGCUCCACGCCGAGUCCAUCCACCAGCCAACAGCACCGCAGUAGGCACAUUUCCAGCAUCGACCUCACCACACCCGGAGGUGCUGAAGAAGGGACAGAUGGAAACAGCAUUAAAAGUCUCAAUAAUACUGUUCGAGACGGUAUUAAAUUGUUGGAGGAAGGACACCUGAGACCGAACAGCUUUACGCAGAGGGCAGUAGACUUCUGUCAAGCUAUUAUGGAAGAAGAAAUAAAUGAAGGACAAUGGGAUUUUGUAUGGAAUAUGAUCAAUGGGGCAAUCACUAUGCGAAAUAAAAAGUUAAUGGAAGCACGUGCACCUGAGGCGCAGCGUCCACUGGUUCCUCAGCCUCGCCCGCCUCACUUCUAUGACCAGUAUACAGAUAGGACAUAUGGAUUGCCGCGUGCAAUGGGAGCACAUCCACCAUUCCGUGCUGAACAGAGACACUCACCAUCACCACUGAUGUUUACAGAGCAGCAGCCUGCUAGAAAUCCACCUUUGCCUUUUGUUUACGGAGAGGGCCGUGCACAAACACCAUUUCAAGAAGGGGCAGAUGGUUUCGCUGACGUCAAUGACUCCAGUUAACCCUCGGACGUUGAGAAUUAUUUAUGUGGUGUUUAAUUAACCGUUUGAGUUUUAGUUUAUUUUAGUUGUUGGCCACUCAACAUUUGGUGUGACAUCUAGAGUCCUUU
Molecule: messenger RNA, 779 nt
Organism: Amblyraja radiata (thorny skate)
Lineage: Eukaryota; Metazoa; Chordata; Chondrichthyes; Rajiformes; Rajidae
Exons: 5
Coding region: 1-672 (223 amino acids)
Source: RefSeq, a predicted model, not a curated record